AUGCCCUCCCUGUCCCAGCCCCCAACGUCAACGCCGGCGCCGCCGGCCGCUCCCACCGACAUAACCAGUCUCGGCGACGACCUCCUCCGGGAGAUCUUCCUCCGCCUGCCGUCCCUCCCAAGCCUCGUCCGCGCCGCCUUCGCCUGCCGCGCCUUCCGCCGCGCCGCCCGCUCCUCCCCCGCCUUCCGCCGCAGCUUCCGCGCGCUCCAUGCGCCGCCCCUCCUCGCCUUCUUCCUCGAAUCCACCUUUGAAGUGGUUCCGAUCUUCCCCUGCCCCUGGCGCCGCUGCGACCCGGACCUCGGCGCCGCUGAUUUCUUCGGCAUCCGCGGCUCACGCCACGACGACGCCCGCGCCACCGGGUGGGAGAUCCUUCCUACCUACGACGGCUACCUCCCCCUAAAAAAGGUGAGCCGGAGCACUAAUUGGGUAGUCUCCUACAGACCGCUAACGCAGGCUCUCGAUCUCUUCCUCUAUAAGCCAGGGAACAGCAUUGACCUCGAGUUCUACACGCUCUCCUCAGAAGAUGGCCAAGGGCCAUCCCGUGUGGUCUGUGUCCGUCACCACUUCAAUCGGAGGGCGCAGGUCGCCGUCUUCUCAUCCAAUACCAUGGAGUGGCAAAUUUUCCCCAAGAACACACUGCUGCUGCGUGAAGGGGCCAGUUCCGGCACGGUGAUGCGCGGGCUCAUCUGGUGGCCAAACUGGAUGCAUCAAAAAAUUGUGGUGCUCGACACCUCGACCUUUCAGUUCUCCCUAAUCGAUGUGCCCACGCCUUUGAUGACGCAGUCGGAUGAAUCGUCGUACAAGCUUGGUGAGACCAAGGAUGAGAAGCUCUGCUUCGUAGAUAUAAAGGAUGACACACUUUAUGCUUAUUUCCGGACAGCCGGCGAUGGCGGUGUCGUCGAGAGGUGGAUGUUGUACAAGGAGUUCCCGUUGCACACGAUUGUUAAGAAUGUCACUGGAGGCUCAAUGGAGCAAGAGGGGUGUCCUGUCGAUGUGGAGGUUGUGGCAGUCAUCGAUGGUUUUGUAUACUUGACUAUUUUCUACUGCAAGGACACACAACUUCGUGAUUUGUGCCUAUCCUUGUGUCUGGAAACAUCGGAGAUAAGCGAGCUCUUUAGUGAUGCACGUGAGUAUCAUGAGGAGGUUCAUCCCUAUGUCAUGGCAUGGCCUCCCUCUUUGUUACAAAGCAAGGAGGAAUCAGAAACUGAAUUCACUGGAGACAGUGCCGCACACAAUGAUCCUAUGGGCACAGAAAAAGCUUCCUCUGUGCUUGUCGCUGCACUGCAGUCACUCAGCCAAGCUCUGGUAGGUGAUGGUGGCAGCAACAUAGAAAUAUUAACGGAGUUACAUUCCUUCUUGCUUGACAGUAACAAAGAAACAGUGGCAGAGUUAAAUGCCUUCUUGCGUCCUAACGGGGAUGGCGAGGGCUCUCUAAUGAGCACAAUUACUAGUUUGGACGCAAAGUUGGUAACUGCAAGAGACCGUAUCUUGAGGAUAAGUGCAUGAUUCCAUGAUGGUGAUUUGUGUCCUUGCUGCAGACAAAGAUUCCAGAAAAGAAGUCAUCAUAAAAGGUAAGAUCAAUGACUCGAUCGACAAGUGAGUGUGUUUUUACAUAUGGAUUGCUAGUAGUCUAUUAUUUGCGUUGUUAGUGCCUAAGUAGAGAAUUAACGCUAUAGUUGGGACAUGCUUGUUUGACCAUUACUGAAUGAAUUUGCACUUGACUGCAAUUACAAAUUUAAAAUUGCAACAUAUUCAACACAAGGAAAGUGUUGCUUUUGUA
Molecule: messenger RNA, 1780 nt
Organism: Lolium perenne
Lineage: Eukaryota; Viridiplantae; Streptophyta; Magnoliopsida; Poales; Poaceae
Molecular function (GO): protein binding
Source: RefSeq, a predicted model, not a curated record